AUGGUGAGGCAUUUGGCAAUUGGUCAACAACAAGUAAGUGCAGUAAGUAAGCAACCAGCAAGAGUUUAUGGCAUAUGUACUUCCACUGAGCACCCUACGGAUUCAUGCCCUACAUUGCAAGAGACAGAUGCAAAUAUUUCUGGAAUCUACACAAACCAACAACAGCAAUAUAGAUCUCCAAAUCAGCAGUAUCAGAAUUAUAACCCAUACUCCCAUACAUAUAACCCAGGUUGGAGAGAACAUCCAAACCUGAAAUGGGGGGGCAAUAACAGCAGCAGCAACAACAAACCUCCAUUCAGGCAACAGCCACCUCCACCACCCCCUCCUGCACAAAGGAGUGAGCCAUCAUUCCAGGAGAUGAUGCAACAGAUGGCUACAAACAAUCUACAGUUUCAACAGAACAUGCAAGCAACUGUUCAGGAUUUGAAGAUUCAGGGAAAUGUGAGUGCUAUUACACUGCGAAGUGGAAAAGUGUUACCAGCAGUUGUAGCUACAACACCAGAUUCUAAAAACAAUAGUGAUGCAGCCACUGAGAAACAUGUUCCCCUGCCUUUCCCGAACAGACCAGUAGCAGCAAGAAAAAAACCAAAGUCGGAUAAUGAGUUGCUGGACAUGUUCAGCAGAAUAGAAGUAAAUAUUCCUCUCCUUGAUGCCAUUCGACAAGUUCCAAAAUAUGCAAAGUUUCUAAAGGAAUUGUGUACUAACAAGAGGAAGCUGAAGGGUAAUGAGCGAGUGAGUAUAGGGAGAAAUGGUUCUGCACUUCUUCAAAAUAAGAAUGUGUCUGCAAUCAUUCCACAAGACUUGCUCCUUAAGUUACCACAGAAGUGCAAAGAUCCCGGAAUUUUCACCAUCCUUUGUACCAUUGGAGAGGAAGUUUUUACAAAUGGUAUGCUGGAUUUGGGUGCUUCAAUUAAUGUUAUGCCUGCAUCUGUUUUUAGAUCAUUGUAG
This is a messenger RNA of Abrus precatorius (Indian licorice), 948 nucleotides long. RefSeq lists its product as uncharacterized. The transcript has 3 exons. Bases 1 to 948 code for a protein of 315 amino acids. The record is from RefSeq and is a predicted model, not a curated record. Lineage: Eukaryota; Viridiplantae; Streptophyta; Magnoliopsida; Fabales; Fabaceae.